Betta splendens (Siamese fighting fish) is the source of this 1058-nucleotide messenger RNA. Its product is annotated as integumentary mucin C.1-like. The record is from RefSeq and is a predicted model, not a curated record. NCBI's taxonomy places the organism in Eukaryota, Metazoa, Chordata, Actinopteri, Anabantiformes, Osphronemidae. The coding region runs from base 109 to 828 and encodes 239 amino acids. The transcript is spliced from 2 exons.
GACGUCUAUAAAUGUGUCUGUGGUGAUUUCAGCAGCAGCACUGAUCAUCAGAUCAUCAGCCAGCAUCAGCUUCCAGGAAGACAGGUCUCCAAUCACCAGCUGAGCACCAUGAAGAAGCAGAUCCUCUUUGUGACUCUGGUCUGGGCUCUCUGCAGUACAGGCCCAACUCCAGCAGCAGCCCAAACAACAACGAGAUCCAUCACUCCAACCACAACCACAACUGCUGCUCCAACCACAAGGACCACAACUCCAACCACAACUGCUGCUCCAACCACAAGGACCAACACUCCAACCACAACUACAACUGCUGCUCCAACCACAAGGACCACAACUCCAACCACAACUGCUGCUCCAACCACAACCACAACUGCUGCUCCAACCACAAGGACCACAACUCCAACCACAACUGCUGCUCCAACCACAAGGACCACCACUCCAACCAUAACUACAACUGCUGCUCCAACCACAAGAACCACCACUCAAACCACAACCGAUACACCAACUACGACCACAACCACUGCACCAUCAACAACAACUACAUUUUCUACAACAGGUACCACUGAGCCACCACCUCCUGAACCCAGCACUACGCCAACAACAACAGAAGCAUCUCGUGUUUAUUCACCGACUCCUUGCUACAACCCAGACAACAAUCUGCUGGUCCAGCAACAAGUGGAGUUGUAUGCACAGCAACAACUAGUGGUCGAGCAACAGCAGCUGUUCUACCAACAGCUGCAACUGUUGGUUCAGCAACAGCAACAGUUGUCUUCACUGCAACAACUGCUGUUCCAGCAACAACAAGCCUGUUGCAACAGCCCAGUUCAAUAAUACUAAGAAUACACAUUAGGCUUAGGUAGUCACACAACGAAAGAUUUGCUGCUUUUCAAUCUCUGUCAUGAUCUUUUCUGAUUUUGCCAUAAACUGUAGCAGAGGAUGUUUUGUCCUGUACAAAGCCUUUAGGUUCUUUUUCGGAUCUUUACUGUAAUACUAUGACUCUGAAGGUGUAUUACAUUGCUGUGUAUAAAAGCACUACAGUACAAAAAUAAAAUCUAACUGAA